GCCUUAUAGAGUCAUGUUUUAUUAUUGUUCUACUGAUUCUUAAAAUGAUUUGUUUGAUAUUAGCUGAAGGGAAAGGAAGGGUGUUUUGUGGCCUUUCUAGGACCGGUCCAGAGAUUCAAUUAUGGCUCCAGUGAAAUUUCAUAUGGCUUUGGAAGCAAUGGGAAACAUUGGCAUUCCUCCCAAAGCUGUAACAGCUGUCCUUAAAAACCUCUUGAAGCUUUAUGACGAUAAUUGGGAGCUUAUGGAAGAAAAAAAUUAUAGAGUUCUUGCAGAUGCUAUCUUUGAAGCCCAGGAGACCAAGAAGCAAGAAAGAAAGAGGAAAGCUGAGAAAAUUGACAGAGAAGAUGAUAGGAACAAGGAAAUUGAGAGAUAUGAGACAAUGGCUACAACACGUACACAUUCUCGCUUGAGGAUAGAAGAGCCAUCUUCACCAUUCCUGAGAACAGAAGAGCCUGUUGCUUCACCCUUGAGAUUAGAAAAGCCUCCGGCAGCAUGCACAACUCAUUCUGGUUUUGGAGUUGGUGAAAGCCCUUCAAAAGAACCUAAACGUGUACCAUCUGCUUGCCCUGCAAGUGGUGAAAGGACAUGGAAACUAAUAAAAUCUGAGGAGCCUGAUUUGCCGUGUACUAAUUUGGGGCAAGAAAAGGCAGCAAAUGAGGCAGUUCCUAGCACCAAAAGGUGCUUAAAAAUGCCUAAGAUUGAACCAGGCAUUGAACCCUUACCUGAUGCGUCUAACGCAAGGGAACCUUACGAUGAUGGUUCCCCCCCAUUGGAUAAGAGGUCUCCUGCAAAACUAAAGUCUCCUUGUGAUAGGUAUAUGCAUAUUGAGAAACCAAAGGAUCGUGUUGAUCAUGACAAUAUGCCUAAUCAUCACAGUAAGAGUCCAUGCCGGCUGAACACUGAGGAAUUGCCUAGCUGUUUCCAGCAAGUGGAGUUUGAGGUUCCUAUUGCAGGGAUCCCACCACUGUUCUCCAAUUGCCUAAAGAAGGUCCCUGCUCCAGAUAUGAAUCUUUUGAGAAUACAAGAGUCCCAAAUUCCCCUUCAGCAAAUUAUACAGAUCAAGUGGGAGAAGAGGAUGUGCCCCCCUCUUCCAGUGGACCAUGCCGGAAUUCUAAUCGUUUGGAACUUGUUAGUGUUCCUGAGGCGACUGCGAACUAUGAGAUUGCCUCAUCAAGCUCAGGAGAGGUUAAACUUUCUCUAUCAUGUAAUUCUGCUACGGGUCUCCUGACUUUCAUGUGCCAAGUUUAGAGGCAGUCCUAAAAUUGGCAGAGGAUCGUGCUCUCAAGACGUACAGAAUUCUUGAUCCCAGCUUUUCCAUUAUCA
Amborella trichopoda is the source of this 1323-nucleotide messenger RNA. NCBI's taxonomy places the organism in Eukaryota, Viridiplantae, Streptophyta, Magnoliopsida, Amborellales, Amborellaceae. The record is from RefSeq and is a predicted model, not a curated record.